Branchiostoma floridae (Florida lancelet) is the source of this 708-nucleotide messenger RNA. RefSeq lists its product as uncharacterized. NCBI's taxonomy places the organism in Eukaryota, Metazoa, Chordata, Leptocardii, Amphioxiformes, Branchiostomatidae. Bases 1 to 708 code for a protein of 235 amino acids. Gene Ontology annotation, cellular component: membrane. The record is from RefSeq and is a predicted model, not a curated record. The transcript has 5 exons. Gene Ontology annotation, biological process: tissue regeneration; cell adhesion.
AUGGCAGAGGCGGUGGUUCCUUCAACAGAUGAGGAGGGAAUUGGCGUUCAGUUAAAACGGCUUCCCAAACAGUUCGCCUUGACUGAGGAUGCAACCAUUGAGAUGGGAAAAGAGGAGGCACUGGCAGAAGCUGAGAAAAGGCUUAGGGAUAUGCAGGCAACAACAACAAGAAGGAGCCUCUCUAGACAACAGUCGACUCCAGAGUCUGAGCAGCAUAGCAAGGACACCUUCACCCAGACAAAGUCCAUGGCGCAAGGCUUCAUGGACAUGGCGCUGUUGGUGGCAAACGCUGGCCAGCUCAAACUGGUCUUGACUGAGGGAAGACGUGGUCGGAUCUUCAUGUAUGAGUUUGUCCUCGCCCUGCUGGUGUCUUCCAUCAUUGUGCAGAUUGUGGUGGGGAUCCUGCUAUACAUCAAGUCCCGUCAGAACGAAAACAACCCGACUCAUCGGAAACGCCUCAAUAUGGUGAACAACGUGAGUACAGGGUUGGUGAUGAUCAUCACUGUCCUGAACGUCUUCAUCUCGGCUUUCGUCAUCGUGGAUCAGUCAGUAUUUCCAUCAACUGCGCAGGCGCCGGCAACGGUUGCCUGGCAACCAGUUCUUCCCACAGUCGGCCCUACGACCAGUACUCUUGCACACACCACUCCGACGACGGCCGCAAACGUGCCCGCUUCAACCUGCGUGUGUCCAACUUUUCCAACGGAUUGA